Xenopus laevis (African clawed frog) is the source of this 4227-nucleotide messenger RNA. RefSeq names its product nucleolar protein 8 L homeolog (gene nol8.L). Bases 178 to 3888 code for a protein of 1236 amino acids. Gene Ontology annotation, biological process: protein localization to nucleolus. Gene Ontology annotation, molecular function: RNA binding; nucleic acid binding. The transcript has 17 exons. The record is from RefSeq and is a predicted model, not a curated record. Lineage: Eukaryota; Metazoa; Chordata; Amphibia; Anura; Pipidae. Gene Ontology annotation, cellular component: nucleolus.
AAGGUUUCUGGAAGUGGAAGCAGUGUUCCCGUUUGGAACCUGUAAGGAAACCAGUCAGGGCUGUGUGAUGUCCCCGCCGAAAUUUGUAUCCUUCUUUACUCGGUUAUUGGUCUGACCCUUGGCUUUAGCGCCACCUCAAGCAGAACUUGACCCUGUCAUAUACAAGUCCUGAAAAGUAUGGAAGCAUCAUUAAAACGUCUCUAUGUCGGAGGAAUUGGGUCCUCUGUCACGGAUUCUGAACUCACAGAUAGAUUUGGGAAAUUCGGGAAAGUGAAUGAUGUGGACAUCAUUUCCAGGAAAGACGAACAGGGAAAUCCUGUGAAGACCUUUGCGUAUCUCAACAUCAACAUUUCAGAGACAGACCUGAAAAAAUGUAUGUCUACCUUAAAUAAAACUAAAUGGAAAGGAGGAGUGCUACAGAUAGAAAUAGCUAAGGAAAGCUUCUUGCACAGACUUGCACAGGAGAGACAAGAGGCUAAGGAUCGAUCAAUCCUAAAAGCAGAACCAAAAGAAGAGUUGGUGCAAUCUCUUCAACAAGCUGGAGUCAAGGACUUUCAGAUGAAAGCUGCUGUACCGGGUACAGAAGUGCCAAAUCAUAAAAAUUGGGUGGUCAGCAAAUUCGGAAGAGUUCUACCUAUACUCCAUCUGAAAGACAGUAAUAAGAAAAAAAUUACAAAAUAUGAUCCUUCAAAAUACUGCCACAAUAUUAAGAAGCUAGAGGACACCUCACUUGAGAUGACGCCUAUUUCCCAACUUACCUGGCACCUGGAAGGUGGUGAUGAUGACAUAAGCAGAAAACGUAGGGGGGAAUUCCCAGCUACUAAAAGCCCAUCAAAUAAAAAACCCAAAAUGCUGAAACCCUUAAACACAAAGGAACCUAAUGAAAAAACUAAAGGCAACAUAGCCAAGAAGAGCAUAUUGUCUGUAACAAAAGAGUCCCCAGGUACACCACGCAAUGCUGAGGUUUCAGGGAUCAAGCAAGAGAUCAAUAUGCAUGUUGUUAGCAAGAAAAAAUGGUGGGAUGAGAGUGAUUCUGAAGAAGAGAUGAGAACAAUAUUAGAGAGAGAGAAGAAUGAAGUGAAAGUAGGUCCUACUCUUGCAACUGACUCCAAUCUAGAGAUCGUUGAUAACACUUUUAAACUGAGAUAUAAUACUCACUGGGGUCACAGAGAGGAAUCCACUUCCAAAGGCAGUCAGCCCGACUGUAGCAGCAAAGGGAAAGACGAUGAUGAAUAUGAUUCGGCAGAUACUGAUGAGAUCAUUUCCGUCGCUAAAACUGUGAAAAACGUAAAAGUGGGUUCAGAGGUCAAAGAGAAUGCUCUCGCCAUUGAAAAACAGUUUCUCCUCGCACAAAAGCAAAAAAGCAACCAUGGAUCAGAAAAUAAAAAAUCACAAAAAGAAAGACCGAAAGAGUCAAAUUCAGUGAACGAGAAUGAUGAUUUGGGGUCAGAGAGUAGUGACUCCUACUCAGAUGAAGAAUAUGAUUCCCUGAUGCAGAACUGCCAGCGGGUGUCUCUCACACUAGAGGAUUUGACACAGUUAGCAAGCGCAGCUAAAGACACUUCUGAAGAUGAGACUAUCGAAGAGGAAGCAGAAAGCAAUGAAGAACGUGAAGAAGUAAAAACACCUGCAGCUGCACAGAGGAAGAAGAAUGGCAUAAAUCCAGAUGAUAUUUUGGCCUCCUUAUUGGAAGAUGAUGAUGGCAGCUCUGAUGAGCAACUCAAGGGAAAACGAAAGAAAGAACCACCAGUCAAACUUCCAGCAUUUAAGAGACUAGGAUCCCUGCUAGUUACAGCUCCUGAGCAGGUGCAUGAAGCUUCACUGAGUUCAAAAUCAAACUUUUCAGAUAGCGGGUCAGAUUCAGGGAACCAGAAUGAUGAUUUGGGGUCAGAGAGUAGUGACUCCUACUCAGAUGAGGAAUAUGAUUCCCUGAUGCAGAACUGCCAUCGGCUGACUCUCACACUAGAGGAUUUGACACAGCUAGCAAGCGCAGCUAAAGAGACUUCUGAAGAUGAGGCUGCAGAAGAGGAGGCAGAAAGCAGUAAAAGUAAUCAACAUGAAGACGUAAAGUCAAGUGCAGCUACACAAAGGAACAAGAAGAGUGGGACAACUCCAGAUGAAAUUGUGGCCUCCCUAUUGGAAGAAGAUGACAGCAGCUCUGAUGAGCAACCCAAGCGAAAACGAAAGAAAGAAACGCCAGUCAAACUUCCAGCAUUUAAGGGGCUAGGAUCCCUGCUAGGUACAGCCCCUAAACAGGAACUUGACGCUUCCCUAAAUUCAAAAUCUGACUUGUUACCAUCCACCAGUUCUACUGUAAAGAACAAAACCUGUGAAACUGAUAGAUGCAACACUAUUAAUACAGAGGUCCCUAAAAAAACUGCCGCAGAGAAAUCUGUUCAGGAUCUUGAACUGUCAAAAUCUCAGAAAAAGGGUAAAGUUGAAGUGAAGCAGAGCAGCAGUAGUGAAAGUAGUAGUGAAAGUAGUAGUGAUGAAAGCUCCACCUCUAGCUCAUCCUCUGCAAUCCCAGCUGCCCACACUAUGACACAGAAAAGCAAAUCAAAUGAGCAGGUAAAAACCAGCGCCCAAAAUUCCGAAGCUCUCAAACUACAGGAUAAUAAGAAGAGACUGGCAGCAAUGGAGGAGAGGCGGAAAGAGAGGGAACAACAGAAGCAAGCAAUAAAGGGAGCCCUAUUGAAACAGGAUUCCCAACCGUCAUCGAAAGGCAAGCAUAUUGUGUUUGAUUCAGAGGCUGACAGUGAAGAGGACGAUAAAGUGACCCUGUCCACUAAUGCUAUGAGCAAACCCACUGUGAAUGAACAAAGUAAAACAACCAAGCUGUUUGAGAGCAGCGACGAUGAGUCUAAAGAAGACGAUAAAGGAAGUGAUGACGCAGAUCGAUUUCAGAUCAAAUCUCAGUACGAAGGACGAUCAGGAGAAAAGCUGAUGCAAUUACAGUCACGUUUCGGAACAGAUGAGCGAUUUAAAAUGGAUUCUCGCUUUUUGGAUAGCAACAGUGAGGAUGAGGAGGAAGAAGAAACCUCACAGAAGACUCAAGCAGACAAGGAAGGCGAUGAACUGUCUGCAGAGAAGAAGAAAAACCUGAAUAUUCUGCAAAGUCUGUUGAACAUCAAUGUAGAGCAACCUCCAGUGAACAAACAGGCAGCAAAGGCCAAGAAGUUCAAAGAUCUGAAUACUUUGCAAUAUGACCCCACAAGGGAAGACCACGCAGCAUUUGAAGCAAAAUCUGAAGAGGAAGAAAAAAAAGAAAGCAAAGCUCAAAGAAAGAAAAAGCGUCUGGAAGCAGAAAAGAUUCCUGAGGUCUCGGCAGAAACCUACCAUGAGGUAGCAAUUGAUUUUAAAGAAGUAUUUGGAGCAUCCAAACCUGACCCAACGACCGGAACCGCAUGGGAUCAAGAGGAGGAGAUUGAAGGAUUGGGUGAAGAGAGCUCUGCCGAAACCCAACAGUUUAGUUUCCUGACCGAGGACAAAGAGGAGCCAAGUGGAUUCACCUUCUCGUUUUUUGACGCUGGAAACGAGAGUGUCUCAAAAGACGAAACGUAUAAGAUUGAAACCAUUAAACCCGCCAAAGUGGCUUGGCAGGAGGACCCCAGAUUUCAGGACAGCAGUUCUGAGGGAGAGGAUGAUGAUGAGCCCAGCACAGGGAAAGAAUCCAAAAUAAGUAUGGAGACCAAGACACCGAAAAGCACCAUGCGGUUUUUCUUUUUCGUGAAAGAUGAUGAGAGGUUAAAGGAGGGUCCAAAAAUGUUUUUCCAAUCUUCAAAGCUGACAGAGCUGGAAGAAGCCUGGGAACAGCGUAGAGACUAUCUAUUGGAGGAAUGCAAGAAAAGACACAAAGAUGCCAAGAGGAAAGUUAAAGCCAAGUAUUAAUGCAAUGUCUGUCAUAUGGCAUUGGAUCCAGAAGGGCACAUAUUCCAUGACAUCGGCUCCACUGCAAAAUGCUUUUUUUUUUCUCAAUCCGUUUCUGCUGUGCGUUUCUGCUAAACAGAUUCACAAGGGAAAUGCUUCCUAUGGAAGUGACAUUUAGUGCCCAAGGUAUCGGAGGCUAAUAAGUCUAUUUAUACACACAGCCAACCUCAACAGGGUGCAGCAUAAUGUCUCUGGCAUCACCAAUUGUGCAGUGUACAAAUACCAAUAACUUUCAUUAUUAAAUAAAAAUGUGACAUUUCUAAGAUGUUACUUCCUUAUCAUAAAUCAUUUAACAAAGUA